Molecule: messenger RNA, 2043 nt
Organism: Arabidopsis thaliana (thale cress)
Lineage: Eukaryota; Viridiplantae; Streptophyta; Magnoliopsida; Brassicales; Brassicaceae
Product: Transmembrane amino acid transporter family protein
Exons: 1
Coding region: 252-1721 (489 amino acids)
Biological process (GO): L-alpha-amino acid transmembrane transport
Cellular component (GO): vacuolar membrane; endoplasmic reticulum membrane
Source: RefSeq, marked reviewed
CAAUCGGAAGAUAGAAGUUUCCCAAAACUUAUCAAAUCUCUGUGUAUCGCUCGCCGACGAGGCAGGAAGGACGACCAAUUGAGACGUUGACCCUUAAUCCGAUUUGAACAAUCUCUCUCUCUCUCUCUCUCUCUCUCUCUUGGUCGAGAUUCAUAAAAGUCUCUUCUUUCGUCUUCUUCGAUCUCGGAUAAUCACAAAGUUUAUCUUCUUCUUUCUUUUUUAAAAAUAAAAUCAGAGAGCAGAUCUUGCGAAUGGAUAGCAGUUACUCUGUCAUUUCCAAAACUUCUUACGUUGAGUUACAGAAACCGACGGUUAAUGGGAAACCCAGAAACAAGUUGCUUCCUUCUGAUGAAGAAAGCUUCGUCAAUGAUUUUGACGAUGCCCGUAAUGGUGUUGGGGGUGAAGAUGCUGAUGAUCUCGAUUUCGAUGUCGCUGAUUACCCACUCGUUCAUGGCAAAUCAUCCAAUCAAGGAUCUGGGAUUUACGGUGCUGUUUUCAAUCUCACCACUUCUAUUAUCGGCGCCGGGAUCAUGGCAUUGCCCGCCACCAUGAAAGUUCUCGGCUUGGUUCUAGGGUUUGUUUUGAUUAUCCUCAUGGCUCUUUUGUCUGAGAUUAGUGUUGAGCUUCUGGUUAGAUUUUCUGUUCUUUACAAGUCCAAAUCCUACGGCGAGGUUGUUCAAUUCGCUUUGGGGAAAACCGCUAGGGUUUUGUCUGAGAUUUGUAUCAUUGUCAACAAUGGUGGCGUUCUCGUUGUUUACUUGAUUAUUAUGGGCGAUGUUAUGUCUGGUUCUCUCCAUCACAUUGGGGUUUUGGAUCAAUGGUUAGGGAAUGGGUUCUGGGAUCACCGUAAAGUGUUGAUUUUGAUUGUUAUGGUCAUCUUCUUGGCUCCUCUCUGUGCUUUGAACAAGAUUGAUUCCUUGAGCGUUACAUCAGCUGCUUCUGUUGCUCUUGCUGUUGUCUUUGUGGUUGUCUGUUUUGUUGUCGCCACCAUCAAGCUUAUCGAAGGAACUAUCGACCCUCCAAGGUUGUCUCCUGACUUUGGUUCCAAACAAGCAAUUUUGGACCUUCUUGUGGUCAUUCCGAUUAUGUCAAACGCAUACGUUUGUCACUUCAAUGUUCAGCCGAUAUACAACGAGCUUGAAGGUCGAUCACCUCAUAAGAUGAACCGAGUUGGGAGAAUCACAACAGCCAUUUGUGUUGUUGUCUACGCUUCAACUGCUGUAUCGGGUUAUCUCCUCUUCGGCAAGGACACCGAAUCAGAUAUCUUGACCAACUUUGAUCAAGAUCUCGGUAUCCGGUUCAGCUCUGCGGUGAAUUACAUUGUCAGAAUCGGCUACAUUCUUCAUCUAGUUCUCGUCUUCCCUGUGAUCCAUUUCUCCUUGAGAGAAACCGUCAAUACCUUACUGUUUGAAGGCUCGCCUCCUCUAUCCGAAAGCAAAAAGAGAUCUUUGGGACUCACUGUGGUCUUGCUGGCUCUUAUUUACAUUGGCUCAACGAUGAUACCAAACAUAUGGACUGCUUUCAAAUUCACAGGCGCAACAUCAGCUGUUUCACUUGGUUUUACAUUCCCUGCUCUGAUCGCAUUGCGGUUAGGGAAACAGAGCAAUUCGUUAAGCUUCGUGGAAAGAUCAGUGUCAUGGCUGAUGCUAAUCUUGGCCGUAGUGGUUAGCAUUGUUGGAACCAUUGGCAACAUUUACAGCCUCGAGAGCAAAUCAGAUUGAUACUUAUAGCAGUUUUCCAGGAUCUUGUAGAUUUAUAUAGUCAGAGAUUCUCAGUCCAAUACCGAACCGGAAAUCUUCAGCGACUGCUACAUGCACCUUUAGGAUGUCGAUCAAUGGCGUUUGUUCAGGCUAAGCCUAAAGAUUUCCGGUUUGUGAAUUAUAUGUAUACAGACACCUGAUUCUUAUGAUUUUAUUAUAUAUACGCAUUUUUUUUCUGUUUUUCUUAACAGAAAAUCUCCUCCUUUUUUUUCUGGCUGCGAAUCAUUCUUUUAUGUGUUCAUGGAUCGUUUGUGGACUGAUGUUAGUAGAUGAAUUUAGUUUG